Molecule: messenger RNA, 1739 nt
Organism: Dufourea novaeangliae
Lineage: Eukaryota; Metazoa; Arthropoda; Insecta; Hymenoptera; Halictidae
Gene: 26-29-p
Product: digestive cysteine proteinase 1
Exons: 11
Coding region: 5-1654 (549 amino acids)
Biological process (GO): immune response
Cellular component (GO): lysosome
Molecular function (GO): cysteine-type endopeptidase activity
Source: RefSeq, a predicted model, not a curated record
CAAGAUGUAUCUCUUUCAAAGUACUUUCACAUUGAUAGUUCUAGGUAUUUCUUGCAUUGAAGCUGUAAAAUCUCCAACAUUCAGUAAUACUUAUAUGGUAAAAGGGACUCUAUAUAUCCCAUAUGCUGAAAUUCGUGAACCAUUUUACGCAUGGUAUGAUGGUUCAAGUGGAUCUAGUAGAAUUGAUUAUUAUGGAGGAAUGGUCAAGACUUUCCAAUUAUCACAUAAAGGAUCGUAUGGAAAAAGUAUGAAAAUAGCUCCCAUCACAACAGAAACAGCACUAAAUCAAGAAACAUGUCUGGAAGUAAAUGGUACUAAAGAAAUGAAAGUGCAACCCCAAGCUAUUAUUCCUGACACAACUGGAAUGGAGUGUAUCGGAGAAGAGGUGGUAAAUGGAUUGCUGUGUGAAAAGUGGAGGCUGGUACAAGAGAUUCAGGCAAAAACAAACAAAUAUAUACUUUGGAUACGAUAUAAGAAAUCACCACGUAUACCAGGGUUGAAAGAACCAAUUCCUGUAAAAUAUGAAAUGAAAGGAUUUAACAGUCUGUUAGGCUCUCAUUACGAUCAUUACUAUCUGGAUUACGAUUGGUUUUCUUCAGAGAAGCCCAGCUCCGAAGUAUUUGAAAUUGCAGAAAAUGUAACAUGUGUUAGCUUCCCUGGACCAGGAGAAAAGCACAUAUACACAUUCAAUCCUAUACGCGAAUUUGUCCACAAUUAUGAUGCUCAUGUAAAUGAAGCAUUUGAAGAUUUUAUGAAAGCGCAUGGAAGAGAAUAUACAAAUCAUGUUGAGCAUAUAACACGCAAAGAAGUGUUUAGACAAAAUUUAAGAUUUAUCCAUUCAAUUAAUCGAGCUAAUAGAGGUUAUCAGUUAAAUGUUAAUUAUUUGGUGGACCGUACAGAUGUAGAAUUAAUGGCAUUACGUGGUAAGCAAUACACUAAAGGCUAUAAUGGAGGACAGCCUUUCCCCUAUGAUGUUGAAAAAGAACAGGAAAAUAUUCCAGACUCUAUAGAUUGGAGGCUUUAUGGUGCUGUUACUCCCGUUAAAGAUCAAUCUGUUUGUGGCUCUUGUUGGAGUUUUGGUACAACUGGUGCUAUAGAAGGUGCAUAUUAUUUGAAGCAUGGCAAAUUAGUACGUUUGUCUCAACAGGCUCUUAUCGAUUGUUCAUGGGGCUUUGGAAAUAAUGGCUGUGAUGGCGGUGAAGAUUUCCGAUCAUAUCAGUGGAUGAUGAAACAUGGAGGUCUGCCUACUGAAGAUGAUUAUGGUGGUUAUCUUGGCCAGGAUGGUUAUUGUCACAUAAAUAAUGUUACAAUGACAGCCAAGAUUACGGGUUUCGUAAACGUUACCUCGGACGAUCCUAAUGCUUUAAAGCUUGCAAUCGCGAAACAUGGUCCUGUUUCAGUUGCAAUCGAUGCUUCUCAUAAAACAUUCUCAUUCUAUUCUCAUGGUGUAUAUUAUGAUCCAGCUUGUGGCAACACGGAGGAAUCAUUAGACCACGCUGUCUUGGCUGUCGGUUAUGGCAAACUAAAUGGAAAGGAUUACUGGUUGAUCAAGAAUUCGUGGUCUAACUAUUGGGGCAACGAUGGCUAUAUACUUAUCUCCCAGGAAAAGGACGAUUGUGGAGUAUUGUUAACUCCAACAUAUGUCACUAUGUGAGAGUGAACAAAUUAUUUUAUUUAAUAUCUACACAUAUUAGAGGAGGCUCUAGAGUUUACAGUUGUAUAUUUUUUUAAAAAAGAAA